Messenger RNA from Sphaeramia orbicularis (orbiculate cardinalfish), 1386 nucleotides. RefSeq names its product probable palmitoyltransferase ZDHHC12. Gene Ontology annotation, molecular function: protein-cysteine S-palmitoyltransferase activity. The record is from RefSeq and is a predicted model, not a curated record. Gene Ontology annotation, biological process: protein targeting to membrane; peptidyl-L-cysteine S-palmitoylation. Bases 223 to 1029 code for a protein of 268 amino acids. Gene Ontology annotation, cellular component: Golgi apparatus; endoplasmic reticulum. The transcript has 5 exons. Lineage: Eukaryota; Metazoa; Chordata; Actinopteri; Kurtiformes; Apogonidae.
GUCAUGAGCAAAACUUGCACUAAACCACUAAUUAUAAUGCGUUAAAUAUCAAUUAAACGUAACGUACGUCACUGUAACAGUAUAUUUAAGAGCUGUUGUGAGUUUCUGGUCGUGUUCUCUUUUUACGUAACGCUAAACACGUUAGUUAUGCCGUUUAAAACAGUGACAGAUGCUACACAUUAGCUUAGCUGAUCUUGUUAGCCGUUCCAGACUGGUGUUGAAAUGGUCCAGAACAUGUUUCGGACUGGUUUUCUGGUCCGGGCCACACACACCGUGUUAACAUGGGGCAUAACUCUGAUUCUGUUUCUACACAACACCGAUCUGCGUCGGUGUGAGGAGCGUGGUGAGCUGCUGCUGCCUCUGCUCUUCUUCCUGGUCGUCGUCCUGUCGGCGCUGCUCUACUUCACCGUCUCUUUAAUGGACCCAGGUUUUGUCCUCACAGACUCAGUGAAGGGUUCGAACGAGGAGCUGGAGGCGAUGAUCCCACACCCACCGCCGCGUCGCUGUGGAUACUGUCUGCUGCAGCAGCCGAUGCGAUCCAAACACUGUCCGUCCUGUAACCGCUGCGUGCGACGCUUCGACCAUCACUGUCCGUGGAUGGAGAACUGUGUCGGGGAGCGGAACCACCGCUGGUUCCUGGUCUACCUGCUGGUCCAGCUCGUGGCUCUGCUCUGGGCUCUUCACGCCGCGCUGUCUGGGGUCUCGUCCGGCGUCACCUGGGACCUGUGGUUCCGGGCGAACGGCGUCCUGCUGGCGGCGCUGGCCGUGGUGGGCGUGUUCUCCGUGGUGGUUCUGGUCCUGCUCUGCUGCCACCUGUACCUGGCCUCCAUCAACUGCACCACCUGGGAGUUCAUGUCCCACCACCGGAUCUCCUACCUGAAGAACCGAGACCAGGAGAACCCCUUCGACCACGGGGUCCUGUGGAACCUGUGGGGGUUCUUCUGCAUCUGCAGGACCGUGGUCUGGGAGCAGGUCUACCACAGGACCACCGGGACCAGCAGGACCGACGGGACCACGUCUGAGCUGUAGAUGGACAGCACAGGACCAUCUGGACCAGAACCAGACCAGAGUCUAGACCUGAAUCUGACCAGAGUCUAGACCUGAAUCAGACUAGAGUCUAGACCUGAAUCUGACCAGAGUCUGGACCUGAAUCAGACCAGAGUCUAGACCUGAAUCUGACCAGAGUCUGGACCUGAAUCAGACCAGAGUCUAGACCUGAAUCUGACCAGAGUCUGGACCUGAAUCAGACCUGAGUCUAGACCUGAAUCUGACCAGAGUCUGGACCUGAAUCAGACCUGAGUCUAGACCUGAAUCUGACCAGAGUCUGGACCUGAAUCAGACCAGAGUCUAGACCUGAAUCUGACCAGAGUCUAGACCUGAAUCAGA